AUGAGUACGGAGUGUGUCUUGAAGGCUGAGGUGGAAGUUGGGAUGGGGAGUGUGGGGGUUGAGUCGCCACUUCCAUUUUGGCUGCCAGUAGUUGUUGGCACGUCCACUGGUGUCGUCGGCAUUGAAAAUAGCUCGGGCAACGUCACUGUUGUCGUGGUCGAUGUGGUUGUUGAUGUUGUGGCCUGCUGCUGUUGA
Messenger RNA from Acytostelium subglobosum LB1, 195 nucleotides. RefSeq lists its product as hypothetical. The transcript has a single exon. Bases 1 to 195 code for a protein of 64 amino acids. The record is from RefSeq and is a predicted model, not a curated record. Lineage: Eukaryota; Evosea; Eumycetozoa; Acytosteliales; Acytosteliaceae.